GUCUCAGAGUAUCAGGAUGUCUUUCAGGACAUACCUGGAUUACCUCCGGUGAGAGAGGUGGAGUUCUGUAUCGAGUUGCAGCCAGGCACAGCCCCGAUAUCCCGCGCACCCUAUCGCAUGGCACCAGCUGAGAUGAGGGAGCUUCAGACCCAGUUGGAUGAGUUGUUAGCUCAGGGUUUUAUUCGCCGGAGUCAUUCUCCGUGGGGCGCACCGGUCCUCUUCGUGAAGAAGAAGGACGGUAGUAUGAGAUUAUGCAUAGAUUAUAGAGAGUUGAACAAGGUCACUAUCCGGAAUAGGUACCCACUACCUAGGAUUGAUGACUUGUUUGACCAGUUGCAGGGUGCGCAGUAUUUCUCGAAGAUUGAUCUUCGUUCUGGCUAUCAUCAGUUGCGGGUUAGGGAGAUUGAUAUUCCCAAAACCGCCUUUCUUACUCGAUAUGGUUCUUUCGAGUUCUUGGUCAUGCCAUUUGGGUUGACCAAUGCACCCGCGGUAUUCAUGGACUUGAUGAACCGGGUGUUCCGUCCCUUCUUAGAUCAGUUCGUGAUCGUUUUCAUCGAUGAUAUUCUCAUUUACUCGAGGUCGGAGGCGGAUCAUGAGGAGCAUCUACGGAUAGCAUUGAGGACUCUUCAGGAGCAUCAGUUGUAUGCUAAGUUCAGCAAGUGCGAGUUUUGGCUUUCAGAAGUUAGAUUUCUUGGCCAUGUCAUCAGUCGAGAGGGUAUAGCAGUGGACCCGGCUAAGGUCACGGCAGUCCUUGAUUGGGAGCCACCGAAGACGGUGACAGAGAUUCGCAGCUUUUUGGGCUUAGCUGGAUAUUAUAGGAAGUUCAUUCAGGACUUCUCGAAGAUUUCGACGCCUAUUACACACCUUACGAAGAAGGGUGUACAGUUCAUAUGGAGCAUGGAGUGCCAGAAGGCCUUUGAUAUUUUGAAGACUAAGUUGACUACAGCGCCGGUUUUGACUAUUCCGAGCAGUGACAGAACAUUUGUUGUGUAUACGGAUGCAUCAUUGGCAGGCUUAGGAGGCGUAUUGAUGCAGACUCAGAGAGUGGUGGCCUAUAUCUCACAGCAGUUGAGGGUGCAUGAGCAGAACUACCCCACUCAUGACUUGGAGUUAGCAGCAGUGGUGUUUGCACUGAAGUCAUGGAGGCACUACUUGUAUGGAGUGCAGUUUGAACUAUUCACAGACCAUCAGAGUCUGAAGUACCUCUUUUCUCAGAAGGAACUCAAUCAGAGGCAGAGGAGGUGGAUUGAGUUUAUCAAGGACUACGAGUUCGCGAUUCAGUAUCAUCCAGGGAAGGCGAACGUCGUAGCAGAUGCUUUGAGUAGGAAGCGUCGGCAUCGGGUUGCGGCUUUGAGGUGUUCCUUGUACAGAGAUCUUAUCACUCUUAGCCAGUUUGAUAUUAAACCUGAGAUUGGAGGAACCAGGACUACCAAGAUGUACAAGGACCUGAAGAGGCAUUUCUGGUGGAGUGGUAUGCGGAGAGAGAUUGCAGACUAUGUGGCUAGAUGUUUUACCUGUCAACAGGUGAAGGCAGAGCAUCAGAGACCGGCAGGGACACUGCAGCCUUUACCCAUUCCAGAGUGGAAGUGGGCAGAUAUUUCCAUGGAUUUUAUUGUGGGGUUGCCGAAGUCGAAGAAGGGGAAUGAUUCAGUUUGGGUGAUAGUGGACCGGUUAACGAAGUCAGCACAUUUUAUUCCAGUGAGGACCACUUAUACAGCCGAGACUUAUGCGAGGAUCUUCAUUCGGGAGAUAGUUCGACUUCACGGGGUCCCGGACACGAUCCAGAUCCUAGCCGCUCAGAGCCGGCAGAAGAGUUAUGCAGAUAAGAGGCGAAGACCCCUAGAGUUUCAGAUUGGGGAUUUGGUUAUGUUGAAGGUAUCGCCUAUGAAAGGCAUGCAGCGGUUCGGGAGGCGAGGGAAGCUUGCAUCGAGAUAUAUUGGACCUUUCCAGAUUUUGGAGCGUAUUGGAGCGGUGUCAUACAGACUAGAUCUUCCAGCAUCUAUGUCUAGUGUGCACAAUGUGUUCCACAUCUCUAUGCUCAAGAAGCACUUGCAUGAUGAGGAGCAGCAGCGAGUGUUGGAUAUACCGGAGAUUGAGCUUCGGGAUGAUUUGUCUACUAUUGAGAUCCCAGUGUCUAUUCUUGCUAGAGAAAACAAGAGACUCAGGAACAAGGUGAUUCCAUUGGUGAAAGUUCAAUGGAACCGAAGUGGAGUUGAGGAAGCUUCUGUAGACGGGUCCUUUGGCGAAGCAGACAAUAAAGCAGGAGUAGUUCUGGGUAGCCCUGAUGGGUCAACACACGAGUACUCCAUCGCUUUUGAUUUCUCUACCUCGAAUAACGUGGCUGAAUAUGAAGCACUUUUGGCGGGUCUUCAAGCCGUCUUGAUAGUGAAAGCUGAGCGCCUCUACAUUUUGGCUGACUCCCAUCUUGUGGUUCACCAAGUAAAUGGGGAGUAUGCGUCCAAGGAUUUGAGGAUUAUCCUGUAUCUGAAGAUGGUCAAAGAACUAUUGAGCAACUUCAUGGACUUCAAGAUUGCCCAAGUCCCCCGCGUCCUCAAUGCUCGGGCGGACGCCCUAUCCAAGCUUGGAUCAACAUACUCAAAAGGAAAUCAGGGCCUGUGUACAGAAAUACCCUCAAGCAUCCUAGCAUCACGGAGACGUCAAACACAGUAUUGCAGACCGAGACGUCUACAAAACCUUGUUGGAUGGUUCUAA
This is a messenger RNA of Asparagus officinalis (garden asparagus), 2712 nucleotides long. RefSeq lists its product as uncharacterized. Lineage: Eukaryota; Viridiplantae; Streptophyta; Magnoliopsida; Asparagales; Asparagaceae. The transcript is spliced from 5 exons. Gene Ontology annotation, molecular function: RNA-DNA hybrid ribonuclease activity; nucleic acid binding. The record is from RefSeq and is a predicted model, not a curated record. The annotation marks the transcript as partial.